GUGGUAUUAUGAUGUCUUCGAUCCGGAUAUCUGGGGCCAAGAAUAUUUACUCGACUAAGAGCACUCAGCAGAAAUGGAGUCGGCAACUCCAGUGAUCAAAGUCGCAGCUCUUUGUGGUUCUCUUCGCAAAGGCUCCUACAGUCGCGGCCUCCUUCGUUAUGCAACUGAGGUAACUAAGGAGUCGGUGAAGGGAAUUGAAAUUGAGUACAUAGACAUAUCGCCACUGCCUAUGCUGAAUACUGAUCUUGAAGGUGCUGAUGGUUCUUUCCCGCCGAUUAUUGAAGCUUUCCGGCAAAAGAUUCGUGAAGCUGAUAGCGUUCUUUUUGCCUCCCCAGAGUAUAAUUACUCUGUCUCUGCUCCACUGAAAAAUGCAAUUGACUGGGCGUCUAGACCACCCAACUGUUGGGCUGAUAAAGCUGCUGCCAUUGUGAGUGCUGGAGCAGAUUUCGGUGGCGGCCGAUCGCAUUACCAUUUACGGCAAAUUGGGAUUUAUAUCGACCUUCAUUUUAUCAACAAACCUGAAUUUUUCUUGAAUGCAUUCAAGCCUCCUGCAAAAUUUGACAACGAUGGCAACUUAAUUGAUCCAGCAUCAAAGGAGAGAAUAAAGGAAGUUCUCUUAAGCUUAUAUGCAUUUACUUUGCGACUCAAAGGAAAAUGCUAAGGCAUGUUGUAAUUUAGGCUCUGCCAUUUUACUGUUUGUCUGAUCAAUUAUGAUCCAAUAAGUGAAAAAAUUUGGAAUAAGGUUCGACUUCCCUCUUUAA
Ricinus communis (castor bean) is the source of this 761-nucleotide messenger RNA. Its product is annotated as NADPH:quinone oxidoreductase. Lineage: Eukaryota; Viridiplantae; Streptophyta; Magnoliopsida; Malpighiales; Euphorbiaceae. Bases 74 to 661 code for a protein of 195 amino acids. Gene Ontology annotation, cellular component: cytosol. The transcript has 3 exons. The record is from RefSeq and is a predicted model, not a curated record. Gene Ontology annotation, molecular function: FMN binding; oxidoreductase activity.